Messenger RNA from Megalobrama amblycephala (Wuchang bream), 1723 nucleotides. RefSeq names its product gastrula zinc finger protein XlCGF49.1-like. The annotation marks the transcript as partial. Gene Ontology annotation, molecular function: DNA-binding transcription factor activity, RNA polymerase II-specific; RNA polymerase II cis-regulatory region sequence-specific DNA binding. The record is from RefSeq and is a predicted model, not a curated record. NCBI's taxonomy places the organism in Eukaryota, Metazoa, Chordata, Actinopteri, Cypriniformes, Xenocyprididae. Gene Ontology annotation, biological process: regulation of transcription by RNA polymerase II. The transcript is spliced from 2 exons.
UGAGGAAUUUGUUUGCAGAUUUGGAAUCUAUUUACAGAUUGUGUUUUACAUUUGCAGAUUUUAAAUUUAUUUGUAGAUCUUGUUUUGUGUUUACAAAUUGUAAUAUGCAUUUUUGACUCAUAGUCUCUUCAUUUUCAAUGAUUAUGGCAUUAUUUUGUCACAACAGCGAAACAAUAGUGUCAGAAUUAUGAAAACAAAUGUGACACAAUCUACAAACAGAACAUGAUCUUCAUCUGCAAACAAGUCACUUUACAUUCAUUCAAAUUCUGGUUUUCAAGUACAAGUCACUGAUUUCUAUUUGUGAAUCAGGAUGUGUUUAUUUGUGGAUUUUUAAUCUUUUUGUAGAUCAUGCUUUAUAUUUGUGGAUCACAAAGAGUUUGUUUGAGGACUUUGUAUCUAUUUGUAGAUCUUGUUUUACAUUUGCGGAUCAUGAGGACUUUGUUUGCGGAUUUUUUAUCUAUUUGUAGAUUGUGUUUUGUGUUUACAAGUUCUAAUAUCUAUUUGUGACUUUUAGUCUGUCCAUUUUCAAUGGUUUUGGCAUCAAUUUACCCCCAUAUUGAUAGUCUGAGGAUCAUCAAUAUCAACAGAGAAACUGCUGAAAACACUCUUUAUUUCAUGUCAAUAGUUCCUGUUUUCACCUCAUUUAUUAUGCUGAUGUCUUCAGAUCUGCUGUAAAUUGACACUUAAAGCUCGUUUCAUUGCCGUCAACAGACUGAGGGGAUUUGAUGACCUCAAAUAUGUACAAUUAUUUUUGUCUUUGUGCUUUUAACUGUUUUUCUUACCAUUAUCCAUAUUUGGAAUAAUUUUGUUACAUUUUAUUCUGUUAUCAUUUAAUACAAAAACAAACCCUGUAACUGAUAUAUAUAUAUUUUUUUUUGGCAGAUCAGUUCCUCCCACACUGGGAUUCAUCAUCAGUGAAGCUCCUCCCACAGCAGUCACAUCAUCAGUGAAGCUCCUCCCACUGCAGUUCUCUAAUAAAUGCAGGAAUAUUCCCAUCAGAGAGCACUCACUGAAGCACCAGGAAGAGCUGAAAACUGCAAAGAACAUGAGUGAGUUUAUUAAGGAGGACAGUGAGAACACGAGUGAUCCAGAACCCUGCAGAAUGAAACACACUGAAGAUACUGAAGAACAAAGAGACCUGAUGGAAGAAAGCAAUGAGAGUGAAGAACUAAAGACAUUUCUAAAGAAAAGAGCCAAGAAAUCUUUCACCUGCACUCAGUGUGGAAAGAGUUUCUCAACCAAACAACAUCUUGAGUAUCACAUGAGAGUUCAUACAGGAGAGAAGCCGUUCACAUGUGAUCAGUGUGGGAAGAGCUACAGUCAAUCAUCACACCUUAAAGAACACACGAGGAUCCACACCGGAGAGAAGCCGUUCACAUGUGAUCAAUGUGGGAAGAGUUUCUCAACCAAACAACAUCUUAAGGAUCACAUGAGAGUUCAUACAGGAGAGAAGCCGUUCACAUGUGAUCAGUGUGGGAAGAGCUACAGUCAAUCAUCACACCUUAAAGGACACAUGACGAUCCACACCGGAGUGAGACUGUUCACGUGUGAUCAAUGUGACAAAACAUUUCGUGUGAAAUCAACCUUAAAGAGACACCUGAGAGUUCAUACAAAGGAGAAGCCACAUUCAUGUUCUGUGUGUGGAAAGAGUUUUUCACUGCUGCAAUAUUUACAUAAACAUGAGAAAACACACACUGGUGUGAGAGAGUACAUGUGCUUUGAG